This is a messenger RNA of Dichomitus squalens LYAD-421 SS1, 832 nucleotides long. RefSeq lists its product as uncharacterized. The coding region runs from base 79 to 672 and encodes 197 amino acids. Lineage: Eukaryota; Fungi; Basidiomycota; Agaricomycetes; Polyporales; Polyporaceae. Gene Ontology annotation, cellular component: mitochondrion. The record is from RefSeq and is a predicted model, not a curated record. The transcript is spliced from 2 exons.
CCGCUCUCGGACGCACCUUGCUCGUCGUUCCGCUCGUUCUCCAACUCGUUGCUCGCUUUCAUCGGAUGACAGUGGUCCAUGACCUCACAGUUGCCAUCCAGCAAGUCCAAGUUUGGCCCGUACAAGCAGGCGCUCUCAGCGCUCUCUCAACGCACCCGCACGCCGCUCCCAUCCCUCAUCCUCUCCUUCGGCAUCCUGCAUGAGCUAACCGCAAUAGCCCCCAUCGCAGGAUUCUUCUUUGCCGCACGAGGCCUGGGAGUAGGAGAGGGCGUCAUCCGUGCACUUGCGCCACAGCCUAGCGCUGAAGGCGAGAGAGGGUUCGCUGCACAAUUUCGUGAGAGCUGGGUCGCGCAGCGGUUCAGGAAGUGGAUGGUCGAAGGGGAGGCUCGAGCAGAGCGAGUCGGGAGAAGAUAUGGGUGGCUUGGGUAUGAAAAGGGGAGUAUACCGUCAGUGCCUUUGCCUGGGGAGCAGGCAAAGCACCAUGCUGAGGCCGUCAUGACGGGGAGGAUCGCGGGGGACGUCGCGAAUGCAGUCGUCGCGUAUGCGUUGACGAAGGCCCUCCUUCCAGUUAGGAUCGGCUUGUCGAUGUAUCUCGCCCCACCCUUCUCAAGGACAUUCGUACAACCAGUUACAUCGGCGUUCAUCCGUAUAUUCCGACGGAAGUCAUCAUAACUGGUGCAUGUAAAUAGAUCAUUCCUACUCACCGUGUUGGGUGAGGCUGUGUACAUUGGUAUGGGCGUACCUUCGUCGCUACAAAUGCUUCCCGCACAGUCGCACUCUUUGAGCCUCUUCGUACAUGCGCAUGUCAAUUUGAUAGCGAAUUUCGACACCC